Molecule: messenger RNA, 333 nt
Organism: Prunus armeniaca (apricot)
Lineage: Eukaryota; Viridiplantae; Streptophyta; Magnoliopsida; Rosales; Rosaceae
Source: the annotation of a GenBank genome assembly
AUGAGCAGAAGAGGAAGUACUAGUCCAAAGCUUGAAUUGAAGCUAAACCUGUCUCCUCCAAGAGCUCACUCACCAAUUGGCUCCCCGAAUGCCUCCGAAACAUCCUCGAACAUGUCGCUUGACCGCGGCUCUUGCGUGUCGUCGGAGCCUGAACAUCAGACGAUGGACUACCAGAGCAGCCCUGAAGCGAAGGCCAUGGUGCUUGCCGGGUGUCCACGGUGCCUCAUGUAUGUCAUGCUAUCUGAUGCCGAUCCGAAGUGCCCAAAAUGCAAAAGCACAGUCUUGCUUGAUUUCCUUAUUAACGAAGAAAGCACCAAGAGGACAACAAUAUAA